UACCACCUCACGCACUGCGAGGAGGCCGUGCCCCACGGGGCCACGGUGCACAAGGUGAGCCCGCCGAUCCGCCACGAGGCGCACCGCCGCGCGCUCUGGUCCGCGCUCCAGAACGGCACCGUCGCCGUGGUCACGUCGGGCCACGCGCCGGGCGACCCGCGGGGCAAGCUGCGGGAGAGCGGCGACUUCCUACGGGCGGCCCACGGCACGCUCGCGGGGGCCAACGAGCUGCUGCUGCCCGUGCUCUGGUCCGCGGCGCGGACGAACGGCUACGGCCUGGGCGCGCUCGCGGUCUGGCUGAGCUUCGGGCCGGCGAAGCUGCUGAACCUCGCGGCGGACCGGGGCCUCAUCGACGUCGGCUUCCGGGCGGACUUUGUGAUCUUCGACGCGGACCGCGACUGGACCGUCGACGCGUCGAAGCUCCAGGGCAAGCGCCUCGCGGCCGCGUGCCUCUUCCACGGCCACGAGUGCUCGGGCAAGGUCCUCGCGACGCUGCUCCGCGGCCGCCUCACGUACCGCGAGGGGCGGUUCCGGACCGCGCCGCACGGCGAG
Messenger RNA from Aureococcus anophagefferens, 552 nucleotides. RefSeq lists its product as hypothetical. Gene Ontology annotation, cellular component: cytoplasm. The transcript has 2 exons. Gene Ontology annotation, biological process: purine nucleobase catabolic process. Lineage: Eukaryota; Pelagophyceae; Pelagomonadales; Pelagomonadaceae. Gene Ontology annotation, molecular function: allantoinase activity. The annotation marks the transcript as partial. The record is from RefSeq and is a predicted model, not a curated record.